AUGAAGAUGACGCUGGAGUCGGUGGACGUUGUGCUCCACGACGCUGAGAGGGAGUCUAUCAAGCAUAAGUCCAUGCUUCUGUGGCUGAAGCAACUUAAGGAUGCCGCGAACGACAUCUCUCACAUGCUUGAAGAUUUUGAAGAUGAAACUGACCUCAACCUGAUUGAAAAAACGCAACACCACCUGGAUGCCGUCGAUUUGAAUCCACCUAACGCAUCCAGUAUCGUCAGAUCCGAUCGCGAGCACCCGCCCCCACCGGAUUUGUCGACACGAGCGGUGGAAGACUGGUCAACGGGGCGGUGCGGGCACGCGUCUCCUCUAGACGAGGAUGUAGGCGACGGCGCUGGCGACUUCUAG
Triticum turgidum subsp. durum (durum wheat) is the source of this 357-nucleotide messenger RNA. Lineage: Eukaryota; Viridiplantae; Streptophyta; Magnoliopsida; Poales; Poaceae. The record is from the annotation of a GenBank genome assembly.